CCUAAGGGAAUUCAGGCAACCUCAGCAGGAGGGGAGACAUCACACCUUGGGGCGGGGCGUGGUGCCGUGUAAGCAGGUACAGAAAAGCCAGUUCUUCCACACGUAAGCUCCGUCCGUGUACUCCAUUUCAGCUACCUUCAUCUAUCUCCGGGACUUUGGCAGCUCGUUAAGCUGAAAGCAUGUUUCUCGCAAAGGCUCUUUUGGAAGGAGCCGAUCGAGGCCUUGGGGGAGCUCUUGGAGAUCUUCUUGGAGGAGGUGGUCAGAGAAGAGGAGGAGGAGGAGGAGGGAAUAUUGGAGGGAUAGUUGGAGGAAUUGUGAAUCUUAUCAGCGAGGCUGCGGCAGCUCAGUAUACCCCAGAACCACCUCCCACUCAGCAGCAUUUCACCAACGUGGAGGCCAAUGAAAGUGAGGAAGUUCGUCGUUUUCGGCAGCAUUUUGCCCAGCUGGCUGGCCCAGACAUGGAGGUGGGUGCCACUGACCUAAUGAAAAUCCUCAACAAAGUCCUGUCUAAGCACAAGGAUCUGAAGACAGACGGCUUCAGCCUGGACACCUGCCGGAGCAUUGUAUCUGUCAUGGACAGUGACACGACCGGGAAACUGGGCUUUGAAGAGUUUAAGUAUCUGUGGAACAACAUCAGGAAAUGGCAAUGUGUCUAUAAGCAAUAUGACCAGGACCGUUCCGGGUCUCUAAAAAGUUCCCAGCUGCCGGGGGCUCUGCAGGCUGCAGGUUUCCAGCUAAAUGAGCAAAUCUACCAAAUGAUUGUCCGCCGAUAUACCGAUGAGGACGGAAGUAUGGAUUUUAACAACUUCAUUAGCUGCCUGGUCCGCCUGGAUGCCAUGUUUCGAGCCUUCAAGUCUCUGGAUAGAGAUGCAGAUGGCCUGAUUCAGGUGUCUAUCCAAGAGUGGCUGCAGCUGACUAUGUAUUCCUGAAGGGGCCCUGAGAAGGCAGGCCCCUCCCUGGAGGGGAGGACCGCUGCUGAGAGCCUGUCCAUGCUGUCCUCACAGUGGCGAUACCCCAUCACACAGCUGUCACUCCCCAGCGAGCUCUUUCACUACCCACCAUAGGUCUGAACUUGCACUGCU
Hipposideros armiger (great roundleaf bat) is the source of this 1082-nucleotide messenger RNA. It is a transcript of the gene CAPNS2, whose product is annotated as calpain small subunit 2. The transcript has a single exon. NCBI's taxonomy places the organism in Eukaryota, Metazoa, Chordata, Mammalia, Chiroptera, Hipposideridae. Gene Ontology annotation, cellular component: calpain complex. Bases 180 to 929 code for a protein of 249 amino acids. Gene Ontology annotation, molecular function: calcium ion binding. The record is from RefSeq and is a predicted model, not a curated record.